This is a messenger RNA of Didymodactylos carnosus, 789 nucleotides long. The record is from the annotation of a GenBank genome assembly. Lineage: Eukaryota; Metazoa; Rotifera; Eurotatoria; Philodinida; Philodinidae.
AUGUCUACCUAUUAUGAUAUUCCCACUGAUUCUUUGCAAACAGUAACCUUACCCUAUGAUGUACCAUCGAAUACAUGGAAAAUAACGGAGAAAGCAACUAGUGAACAAGUAUUAAUUAUUCAUUCACAAAAAAGAUCGAAAACAUUCUGCUGUAUUAAAACUUUACACAGAAGAAAAAAUAAUAAUCUGAAACAAAUGAACUGUUAUAGAGAAUUAAUUGCACUUAAAACAUUAACUGGUACGGAAAAUAUUGUUCGAUUAAUUGAUUCAAACAUCGCAGAUGAUAAAGAAAAAGGAAAAAAGUUUUGGAUCAUAAUGGAAUGUGCACCUGGUUGUACAUUAAAAGAAUUUAUUAAUAAAACUUGUCGUGGUCGUAUUACAUUUCUAGAAGCGAUUUUAAUUACACAACAGCUUGUUUCGGUAGUAAAAAAUAGACAUUCAAAAGGUAUUUUACAUCGAAAUAUUUUACUAGAAAAUAUUAUGAUUGAAUGGGAUUAUCAACAUUCACCAAUUGAUACAAUAAAAAUAACUUUAAUUAAUUUUUCAUAUUCUUAUACGAAAGAAAUUGAUGUUUCGACCACAACUCAUCAGUCAUCAAAAACAAAUCGAUAUAAUAGUCCAACCAUUGAUACAAUAAAUGUUUGUUCGAUUCUUCUUUGGUUACUGACAAAUGUUGAACUACCAAUAACAAAAGAAAAAAAUCAAGAACAUGCUGCUGCUUUGGCCGUCUACUACCACAUCAACGCGAAGAUGCGAUUGAUAAAAUUAACAGAAAAAUUGAUCAGAUAG